Molecule: messenger RNA, 1105 nt
Organism: Phlebotomus argentipes
Lineage: Eukaryota; Metazoa; Arthropoda; Insecta; Diptera; Psychodidae
Gene: Fer1HCH
Product: ferritin heavy chain
Exons: 3
Coding region: 247-882 (211 amino acids)
Biological process (GO): intracellular iron ion homeostasis; iron ion transport
Cellular component (GO): cytoplasm
Molecular function (GO): ferric iron binding; ferrous iron binding
Source: RefSeq, a predicted model, not a curated record
AAGUCGUUGUCGAGCAGUGUGAAGCGAUCUCGUUAUAAGUGAAUAUCGUGGGCAUUUCAUCAGUUAGUCUAUUGUUGCCAAUCCAUCCACUUUGGCCAUUGAUUAAGUAUAUCAGUCGAAACCCUUCUGUACCAGUGCGUAUAAAGGUUUUGACCACAUCGCAAAGCCAAUCGAGUUCUCUCUGACGCUUGUGAACAAAACUCUCUGUUCUGUGGAAAAUUUUCUGUACGCACUUCUGAGAUCAAGAUGAAGAACCUUUUCACCAUCGCCGUUGUCUUUUCCAUGGUCUUCAUGGCCUCCGGAACGCUGAAAUGCACACUGGACCUUCCGCAAGUUCCGACGGAAUGGCUGGACAUGUUCAAGAGCUGCAUUGAAAGCACACGAAAUCAGAUCCAGAAGGAAAUUAAUGCCUCGAUGAAGUAUUUGGCCAUGGCAGCCUAUUUCUCGCGCGACACCGUGAACCGCCCAGGCUUUGCCAAGCACUUUUUCGAGUCAGCAUCGGAGGAGCGCGAACAUGCGAUGAAGCUCAUUGAGUAUCUUCUGAUGCGCGGUGGCUUGAACACCUUCAAUGAGACCAGCCUUGUGACGAACCUCAUCAAAGUGCCGCUGGUGAAGAAGCUGGAGUGGGAUUCGGGCGUGGAGGCUCUGGAGGAUGCGCUGAAACUCGAGGCUGAGGUGACGAAGAGCAUCCGUGAGGUGAUCAGGGAGUGCGAGAAGGACGUGAAUGACUACCAUCUGGUGGACUAUCUCACGGGUGAAUUCCUGGAGGAGCAGUACCAGGGCCAGCGCGAGCUCGCCGGAAAGAUUUCCACCCUGCGCAAGAUGAUGAAGACGCACGGCACAAUUGGGGAGUUCUUGUACGACAAGACGCUGCUGGAGUGAAUCGCGUAGUCGCACGCCAUGUAUCGAUAAAAUAUAUGAAUUUACAAGAUAAUAAAGGAAAGGAAAAGAAGUAGAAUGCUGAAAUGACUGUGAUGAGCCAGCCAUUCUCGGGAUUAUCGUAAUCUAAUCACUGUUUGAUCCAUUUUACAUAUUCUCAAUUAUUUGUUUACGAUUAGAAGUGAUGUGUAAUUAAGUUUUCAAUAAACUGUAGGCGGAGAAAGUG